AUGUCUGCCCUCAUCUCUUUUUCCCAAGCCACCAAGGUGGAGAGACUCGACUCCCACACAUACAAAACUAACCUGCUGGACUCCUAUUGCAUUGGGACUGUCCCCAAUGGCGGGUAUUCCGCUUCUUGCCUGUUGGAGGCAGCCCGUUUGCAUUUGGCAUCAAAACACCAAAAAGAUGCCAUGACGUCGCAUUUCCAAUUUCUCAAUCGAACCGAAGUUGGCCCUGCUAUCAUCAUCAUCUCGGAAACCAAGCCAGGAAGACAGUUCUCGAUGCUUCAUCUGACACUCUACCAACGAGGACUACUCGACCAAGCGCCCUGGAUUACCAAGGGAACGUCCCGGGCCGAGAUCACGGCCUAUCUGACCAUGACGGAUCUCUCCAGAGAGCAAGGACUCACACUGCCCACUUUGUGGUCAUUGCCGUCCAAGACUGCCUCUCCAGACUUUUCCCUGUUGAAAUCAAAGAGGCAGGAUGACAACUGGCGGGAGCUCGACCUUGGAUCUUCCGGAGCGUUUGGCACAUACGCACGGGUUUUGGACAACUGCCAUUUUUACUUUCCAAAGCGGGGACAGGAGCACCCGAGUGUAAUCGACCUGUGGAUGCGAUUCAAGAUCCCGUCAGAGGGGUUCACAAACUCCUCCCUCGGGCUCGUCAGUGAUGCUUUCCCCUACGUCGUCGAAGCGUUUCGGCCCCCUCCAGGCGGCGAAACAGAUAAGCCAUUCAAAGCGACCGAGAUGUUCUGGUAUCCGACGAUCGUGAUGAGUCUGGAACUGAAACGUUCGCUGCCCGAGGAAAAGGGGGUUGAGUGGCUCAGGUUGAGGAUGCAAAGCAAAGAGAUCAGAAACGGAAGACUGGACCUGGAAGUGGUGAUUACGGACGAAAAAGGGGAGUUGAUCGGGGUCAGCAACCAGGUCAAUUUGAUCCUGGGCAGCGAAAGAAACACCGGAGGCCGGGAGAUUGGGAAGAUCUGA
This is a messenger RNA of Podospora anserina S mat+, 972 nucleotides long. RefSeq lists its product as uncharacterized. NCBI's taxonomy places the organism in Eukaryota, Fungi, Ascomycota, Sordariomycetes, Sordariales, Podosporaceae. The coding region runs from base 1 to 972 and encodes 323 amino acids. The record is from RefSeq and is a predicted model, not a curated record. The transcript is spliced from 2 exons.